Musca vetustissima is the source of this 947-nucleotide messenger RNA. RefSeq names its product 17-beta-hydroxysteroid dehydrogenase 13 (gene Ldsdh1). The record is from RefSeq and is a predicted model, not a curated record. Bases 9 to 947 code for a protein of 312 amino acids. Gene Ontology annotation, molecular function: oxidoreductase activity, acting on the CH-OH group of donors, NAD or NADP as acceptor. The transcript has 5 exons. Gene Ontology annotation, cellular component: lipid droplet. Lineage: Eukaryota; Metazoa; Arthropoda; Insecta; Diptera; Muscidae.
AUCGAAACAUGGCUGAAAGAACAGGCAACAGCACCCAAGACAUUGGUGCCCUCAUCCAAAACAUCAUUGAAAUUGUCGUAUUCUUCGUUAAAUUCUGGUAUGCCACCGUUGAAGGUUUCAUCCGCGGCUUCAUGAAGAAGGAAGAGGUUGAUGUCAAUGGUAAAUUUGUAUUCAUUACUGGUACUGGUCAUGGUAUUGGCAAAAAUUUGGCUUUACAAUACUCCGCAUUGGGCGCCAAAAUCAUCUGUGUUGAUGUCAACGAAGCCAAUAAUACCGCAACCGUCAAGGAAAUCAAACAAUCCGGUGGUGUUGCCUUUGGUUAUACCUGUGAUGUCACCAAUCGUGAAGCCAUCUUUGCCUUGUACGAACAAAUUAAGAAGGAACAUGGCUUUGUUGAGGUCAUCGUUAAUAAUGCCGGUAUUAUGCCAUGCCGCCCCUUGUUCGAAUUGAACGAAAAGGAAAUCCGUUUGAUGUACGAAAUCAAUGUUUUGGCUCAUUUCUGGAUCCUCCAAGCUUUCUUGCCCGAUAUGGUUGCCCAAAACAAGGGCCACGUUGUUGCCUUGUCUUCAUGCGCUGGUUUGUUCGGUUUGCCCAAUUUGGUACCAUACUGCGGUACUAAAUUCGCUGUACGUGGUUUGAUGCAGGCUAUGCACGAAGAAUUGCGCAAAUCCAACAAGGAUACUCAGAUCAAAUUCACCACCAUCUACCCCUACAUGGUUGAUACCGGUCUGUGCAAGAAUCCACGCUUCCGUUUCUCAUGGAUGAAAUUGGUUGAUCCCAAAGAGGCUGCCGCCUCCAUCAUUGAAGCUCAACGUACUGGCUUGGAAGAAGCCUCCGUGCCCCGCCAUUUCCUCUACAGUGAAAAGGUUGGUCGCAUUUGGCCCACCAAAGCUAUGCGUAUUGCCAAUGAUUUUGUUGAAGCUUAUGUAGAUCCUGAUAAGCAAUAA